AUGGAGAAACUGUGUAUCAAAGUGAAGCAGCUCCAGCCCAGUCGGACCGUCUUCCACGGAAUUGUGCCCGGCCUUUCUUGCUCACCAAUCGGCAAGAUCAAGAUAGAUGUCCUCUUCAGAGAUAAGAAUCAUUUCCGAUGCGAGCUAGUGGGCUUGGAGAGCCCGUAUCAUGCAUUUCUUGGCCGACCUGCUCUGACCAAAUUCAUGGCAGUACCGCACUACGCCUACCUCAAGAUGAAGAUGCCGGGAACCAAGGGUAUUAUCACCAUAGCUGGAGAUUACCAAAAAUCGGCCGACUAUGCAGCAGACAGCAGCCGGUUGGCCGAGUCCCUGGUGAUUGCCGCAGAGAGGAAGCUCCUGGACCGGGUGGUGGCCAUGGCCAGCAAGCACCUGUACCUGUCACCAGAUCCCAAAGAGUCAGAGACCCAGGCCUCCUUCCAGCCGGCUAAAGAAACAAAGAAGGUCCCCUUGGACCCCGAGCACCCGGAGAGACACGCUGUCAUAGGUACCAACCUCGAUAGCAAAUAG
Aegilops tauschii subsp. strangulata is the source of this 528-nucleotide messenger RNA. RefSeq lists its product as uncharacterized. NCBI's taxonomy places the organism in Eukaryota, Viridiplantae, Streptophyta, Magnoliopsida, Poales, Poaceae. The record is from RefSeq and is a predicted model, not a curated record.